Molecule: messenger RNA, 2569 nt
Organism: Setaria italica (foxtail millet)
Lineage: Eukaryota; Viridiplantae; Streptophyta; Magnoliopsida; Poales; Poaceae
Product: folate-biopterin transporter 1, chloroplastic
Exons: 9
Coding region: 272-1822 (516 amino acids)
Cellular component (GO): membrane
Source: RefSeq, a predicted model, not a curated record
AGGAAAUACGGACAGGCCUAUGCUCAUUUCAGUUCCCAGGCCCAGCCCAACAAACCAAGCGACAGAGAGAGCGUGUGUGUGGGCCCAUUGUGUCAGAGAGAGAAAACACCGAGGCAGGUGUUGCCGCGUCGUUGCGCUGCGCCACCCAAAUCUCGCUUCCAACUUCUCCGGCACGGUGCUCCGCAGUCUCCGCCAGCCCGCUGCGACCUCCGCCCGCCUCCUCCCCACACCGGAGACCGCGCCGCGGCCAGCGGGCUAAGGUAGCGCGGGGAUGGCCUCCGGAGGCUCGGCCGGACGCGACCCGUACGACGAGGAGGCCGGCGGCCGCCGCCCCCUCGAGCUGGACGGCCGUGACGCCGCCGCCGCCUCGUCCUCCGACCACCGGCCUGGGAAUGCCAUGCCUAGAUAUCAAGUGGGCUCCACGAAGGAUGAUACGAGUAGUAGAUAUGCUGAGGGGUCACAGCAACCCAGUACAGAUGAUGUGCGCAAGAGCAAGUCUGGGUCGAGAUACUAUACAGCAUUUGGGGUGGAUCUGUCCCCAGAUAAUAUGGCAGUUGCCAUUGUAUAUUUUGUGCAAGGGGUUUUAGGUCUUGCACGGCUUGCUGUGAGCUUUUAUUUGAAAGAUGAUCUUCAUCUCAAUCCAGCUGAGACUGCAGUUGUAUCUGGUUUCUCAUCCUUGCCAUGGUUGAUCAAGCCCCUCUAUGGCUUUAUCAGUGAUUCCAUUCCACUCUUUGGAUAUCGAAGAAGGUCAUACCUUUUUCUGUCAGGGUUACUUGGAGCACUUUCAUGGAGUUUGAUGGCCACAGUAGUGAGCAGUAAAUACAGUGCUGCAUCCUCUAUUCUUCUUGGGUCACUUUCUGUUGCCUUUUCGGAUGUUGUAGUGGACUCUAUGGUUGUUGAAAGAGCCCGUGGAGAAUCUCAAAGUACAUCUGGAUCUCUCCAGUCUCUCUGUUGGGGAUCUUCUGCCUUUGGAGGAAUUGUGAGUGCCUACUUCAGCGGUUCACUUGUGGAUACUUACGGAGUAAGAUUUGUCUUUGGUGUUACAGCAUUUUUACCCCUGAUGACAUCUGCUGUUGCAGUUCUUGUAAAUGAACAUCGCAUGCCUUUCGGAGAACGUACUAUCUUACUCUCUGGUUCAGGAUUUGUUGAGAGCUCUAAGCAGCACGUCAGACAGCUUUGGACUUCAGUAAAGCAACCUAGCAUUUUCUUGCCAACCUUGUUUAUAUUCCUUUGGCAAGCAACACCGCAGUCAGAUUCUGCUAUGUUUUUCUUCAUCACAAAUAAGCUUGGAUUCACUCCAGAGUUUCUAGGUCGUGUGAAGCUUGUUACCUCUAUUGCAUCCCUGCUUGGUGUUGGGAUAUACAACUAUUUUCUGAAGGAAAUUCCUCUAAGAAAAAUCUUUCUUGUGACAACCAUCAUAGGUUCAGCUCUUGGGAUGACACAGGUGCUUCUCGUAACUGGGCUUAAUCGGCAGUUUGGGAUCAGUGAUGAGUGGUUCUCUAUUGGUGAUUCAUUAAUCAUCACAGUCCUUAGUCAGGCUUCAUUUAUGCCGGUCUUGGUGUUAGCUGCAAAAUUGUGCCCUCCAGGGAUGGAAGCCACUUUAUUUGCAACUUUGAUGUCCAUUUCCAAUGCUGGAAGUGUUACUGGUGGUCUGGUUGGUGCUGGUCUAACAAAGGUUUUUGGGGUCACCAGGGACACCUUUGGGAAUUUACCUCUCUUGAUUGUGGUCUGCAAUCUUAGUUCGCUGUUGCCCUUACCUCUUUUAGGCCUCCUGCCAGAGGAAUCAGGUGACACAAAUAAUGGAGAAACAAAACAUAACUGACUUGCUAAGGGUUUUAUCUCCAUGUGUUCUGGAUCUCAAGUAUGACAUGCCACCGUGCCCAGCACCGAGUGAGAUCCAUCCCAUCCACUUGGAGUUCAGAAAACCAGUAGGGAAAUAUGAAAGUCAAACUGGAUAUAAUUUCGUCUGUCACCGCUUUCAUCAGUCAGAUUAAUCUACUGUGACUAUUUACCUAUGUGAUUGAAGUGAUUCAUGAUCGUCUGAAAAUGGUCUCUGAUGCAACGGCACACAGGUAUUCGCCCCUUUUUAUAUUUUCUAGUUACCUUGUAUGCUAAGACAAGGUAGGUUUCGGUUUUCUCUACAAUCUUUGUUACUUAAUGCACCCCCAUGAAAAUUAUACCGGGGGUUGAACAUUAGUAGUUGGAUUUCCUUACAAAGUUGAAUGUAUUGUGCCGAAAAGGGGGGAAUAUUUAUACUUUAUGGAAACCUGAAGUAUGGGCAUGUAAAGAAUAAAUACUUGCACACAGUUCAACUUAUAUCAGGUUCUGCUUACAUCACUAGGCCAAACAAAGUGGAAUCACAGACAGAAGCACAUACUGAAAACUACAGGCACAACAGAUAUGCAACAUCUGUCAUCUUUAACAACUCACUGAACUUUUCAGUGCCAAUAGUACGUGUAUCGAUGACAAUAGACGGUACGUGUAGACCUUUGAUGUUUGUAUUGAGGUUAACUUGAAAUAUGAUUUCCUUAUAAAAAAAGUUGAAAUAUGAUUUCAAAUUAUUGGUGAA